Messenger RNA from Hippocampus zosterae (dwarf seahorse), 3191 nucleotides. RefSeq names its product solute carrier family 5 member 10 (gene slc5a10). The coding region runs from base 225 to 2216 and encodes 663 amino acids. Gene Ontology annotation, biological process: transmembrane transport. Lineage: Eukaryota; Metazoa; Chordata; Actinopteri; Syngnathiformes; Syngnathidae. Gene Ontology annotation, cellular component: plasma membrane. The record is from RefSeq and is a predicted model, not a curated record. The transcript is spliced from 14 exons. Gene Ontology annotation, molecular function: D-glucose:sodium symporter activity.
ACACACAUGCUCACACACCUCCAAUUUCUGCCUAACUUUGAUGUAGACUGCUCGGGAAAGAAGGAGUGGGUUGAAUGUGUGCGACUGUGAUGCCUUCUUUUGGGGCUCACAAAAAAAGGGUGUGAGAUUUUAAAUGGGGAUAGAGAUUGGUUGAGGUUGAGAGGUUGAAAAAAAAAUACAUGUGCGGAUAAAUACAUGAAGAGAUAUUCUCCAAGUGUGCAAGGAUGUCCAAUUCCACCACCAAGUUUUACGCGCUGUCUCAAUCCUUCAGCUUCUCUGACAUCAUCGUCAUAGUAACCUACUUCCUUCUCAACCUGGCUGUGGGGAUCUGGUCAUCAUGUAGGGUGAGCAGAAACACGUUGAGUGGCUACUUCCUGGCAGGACGAGACAUGGCUUGGUGGCCGAUUGGGGCUUCCCUGUUUGCCAGUUCAGAGGGCUCGGGUCUGUUUAUCGGUCUGGCCGGGACAGGAGCUGCUGGGGGCAUCGCUGUCGCAGGCUUUGAAUGGAAUGCCACUUAUGUGUUGCUGGCUCUGGCCUGGGUGUUCGUUCCUGUCUACAUCUCCUCAGGGAUUGUGACAAUGCCCGAGUACCUGGGCCGGCGUUUCGGAGGCGAGAGGAUUCGAACCUACCUGGCUGUCCUCUCACUGCUUCUGUCGGUCUUCACAAAGAUAUCAACUGACCUCUACUCGGGAGCCCUUUUUGUGCAAGUGUGUCUGGGAUGGAACCUCUACUUGUCCACCGUUCUCAUGCUGGUGGUCACUGCGCUCUACACUAUCGCCGGUGGUCUUGCGGCUGUCAUCUACACCGACACUCUACAAACACUGGUGAUGAUUGUAGGGGCAAUUAUUCUCACCAUUACGGCUUUCAACAAGAUCGGCGGCUACAGUAACCUGGAGAAAGUGUACAGCAUGGCGGUGCCGAGCAAGAUCAUACCGAACAGUACCUGUCAUCUGCCUCGACAAGACGCCAUGCAUCUGUUCCGAGACGCUGUCACGGGAGACUUGCCCUGGCCUGGCAUGACGCUCGGGCUCACCAUCCUGGCCACUUGGUACUGGUGCACCGAUCAGGUGAUCGUCCAACGAUCGCUCUCUGCAAAAAACAUGAGCCAUGUGAAGGGAGCGUCCAUCCUGGCUGCCUAUCUCAAGAUGCUGCCCUUCAUCUUCAUCAUUCUCCCGGGCAUGAUCAGCCGUGCUCUCUACCCAGACACGGUGGGAUGCGUGGACCCCGAAGAGUGUGUGCGGGUGUGUGGAGCUGAGGUGGGAUGCUCCAACAUCGCCUUCCCCAAACUCGUCAUUGAGCUCAUGCCAAGCGGUGAGAACACGUCCAAAUGCAGAGGGAGCAUUCGGCUUUGUGCGUUUAUUUUAAAGUUUCGACUCGUUUCGUGUGUGUUUGGGACAGGCCUGCGUGGGCUCAUGAUAUCCGUGAUGAUGGCCGCUCUGAUGUCAUCACUGACCUCCAUCUUCAACAGCAGCUCCACACUGUUCACCAUGGACAUCUGGAAGAAGCACCGGCCCCAAGCCUCUGAGAGAGAGUUGCUUCUGGUUGGCAGGAUCGUGACGGUGAUCUUAGUGGUGGUGAGCGUGGUGUGGAUCCCCAUUUUGCAGUCCGCCAACAGUGGCCAGCUGUAUGUUUACAUUCAGUCGGUGACCAGCUACCUGGCGCCGCCCGUCACGGCUGUCUUCACCCUGGCUGUCUUCUGGAAGAGAACCAACGAGCAGGGUGCAUUCUGGGGCCUUAUGGUGGGUUUGGUGGUGGGGGUGUGCAGGAUGGUGCUGGAGUUUGCCUUCCCCCCUGCCAGGUGCGGCAUCGUGGAUUUGGCUCCUGCGGUUCUGCGCCGCGUCCACUACCUCCACUUUGCCAUCUUGCUCUGCGGUCUCACCGCCGUGGUGGUCAUUGUGGUGUCGCUGUUGACACCGCCGCCGGGCCGCGAGCAGUUGAGGAACCUGACCUGGUGGACUCUGACCGAGGAGUCUCCCAUAGAAAUCCCUCUACAGAAAAUGUCCUCUGUUGGUCACCGUAGUUCUCAAGACUCUGAGCCAGCACGUCAGAUGACUUGCGGUCACGGCCUCCGACUGUGCAUCGCAGCAAUUCGCCGCUCGCAGGAGACUCCCCGAGUUCCGAGCGUCCGCGAGAGCGCCUUCUGGUCGAGGUUCUGCUGCGCAAACGCUCUCCUGCUGAUCGGCGUCAACAUUUUUCUCUAUGCAUACUUCGCCUGAGCUUGAGCGCCCGUGCACAUCCUGCCUCGCCCCGAUUUCGCUGAGCAGCAGGCAAUCUUUUCUGCAAGGAACCACAAACUCUGCGGCUCCCACCCUUGUCAGAGAGGGGGAGGGGGUUUGUUUUUGUUCACGAUAUUUCGGGUGCCUACAAGUAUUUAAGUCCGUAUCAAAGUGGCAUUGAUAUGGUCGAUAAACUUAAAAUUAAUCGAAGCAUUUUAUAGGUAUACGUAUUUGACUUUCUCUACACCAAGUUUAAUGUUUCAGAACUUUUUGCUCAACUUGCCGUUUUGCAGAAAAGGGGUUUAAAAUUCACAUGUGGUUGAGCCAUAAAUGCUCAGAUACAUUUUGAGUUCAAUUGAUAUUUUUGAUUUCAUAUGACCAAUUUAUCAAUGGUGCAAACAGAUGUUCUCGAAGGGAAGUGACCACAGUAGAAGGCCUGUCAAGAGUCAUCAGGAAGUUGCAACAAAGAUACUGGCGGACUGGGAGCAUCACAGAAAGUGGACAUCUGACUUCUGAAGUAGUGGAAAAAGUGCUGAAAUAUUUCAGCUUACAGAAGACCAAAUUAAAUUCACGCGUAAAGGUUAUAGUAAAUUUUCGUUACCUGAAUUUUUAGCCAAAAGCCGUCAGUUUCUGUGAGUAGUGUAGAUGAGUAGCUAUAGAGUGUUUUCCUAAAGCUGAAAAAUGACCACACAAACCUUUUCUUUGGUGUUAAUUUUCAUUUGCGUUAAUCAGUCUCAACUUUGGAGAAAAUUUGAUCCAACGCAUUAUCAAUUUUAGCAACUUCAAAAAGAUUUUAUGUUUUGAAAAUGACAUUUUCAGAAUUUCAUUUUUUGUUUUUGUCAUUUGAUUGAUAAUUUAUGUUCCUCUCAAACCAUGAUUUUUAUUUGUUGUUUUUGGAACUAUGAUUAUGAGAAACGAUUUAACUCUGUAUAAACAGUAAAAAACUGGAAACAUUAAAUGUGUGGCAACUUUGAA